AUGAAGGUUACCUUCAAGGAACUUUCCAACCAGAAGUUUACGCUCGAUGUCGAGCCUUCUGACCUUGUUUCUACUUUGAAGCAACGAGUUGCUCAAGAGAAGGGCUGGGAUGCCAAGGCUCUAAAGCUUAUCUAUUCCGGUAAAAUCCUCAAGGAUGAGGAUACAGUUGCAGCCCACAAGAUCGAAGAGAAGGGCUAUGUUGUCUGCAUGGUGAGCAAGCCCAAGGCUAGCAGCUCUUCUGCCGCUGCCUCAUCAUCGAGCGCGCCCCCUGCGACUCCCGCACGACCCGUCGCUGCAACUCCCGCUGCCCCGGCCGCUCCAUCUCAAUCAUCUGCCGCUCCGGCCGCUAUUCCCGCCACGCCAUCUCCUGCGCCUGCUGGUGCUGCCAUCGGUAGUGAUACUUCUAUGGCCAUGGGCGAGGCCCGAGCUGGAAUCAUUGCGAAUAUGGAGGCCAUGGGAUUCGAGAGAUCUCAGAUCGAGGCUGCCAUGCGCGCCGCCUUUUACAACCCAGACCGUGCCGUUGAGUAUCUUUUGAACGGUAUUCCUGAAAACGCUCGUCAGGCGGAGCCGCAGAGAGAGGCGCCUGCCCAAUCUGCCACAGGCGCUGCCGCUACCGGUGGUGCAGCCGCCCGAACAGCCGAACCUGAGGCCGAGGGAGGUAACGUUAACCUUUUUGAUCUAGCUGCACAACAGGGACGAGGUGGCAGUCGCGGAGCCGGCGGACCUACCGCGCCAACUGGCAGUAGUGCCCAAGCAGCUGCUGUCGCAGCCGCCGCCGCUGCUGGUGGCCAAAACCUGGGGAACUUGGAUUGGCUGCGCAACAAUGCCCAGUUCCAGCAGCUUAGACAGGUUGUUCAACAACAGCCACAGAUGCUCGAGCCCAUCCUACAACAACUCGGUGCUGGCAACCCCCAGCUUGCGCAGCUGAUAUCUCAGAACCCUGAACAGUUCUUGAACUUGUUGGGCGAAGCCGGGGAUGACGAUGCACCUCUUCCCCCUGGUGCUCAGACUAUCGCCGUAACCGAGGAAGAACGAGAUGCUAUUGAACGAUUGUGCCGGCUGGGCUUCGACCGAGAUGCAGCCAUUCAAGCAUAUUUCGCAUGCGACAAGAAUGAGGAAUUGGCCGCCAACUUUUUGUUCGAUCAACCAGAUGAUGAUGAGCCCCCUCAGAACUGAUCCACAUGACCCGAAUGCUUGAUUAUCUUCACAAGUCUAUACACUCACAGCCCAGAUAAGCUGAUCUCUCUAUGAUAUCUCGAUGUGUCGCUUUAUCACACUUUGCAUUAACAAAACCCCUCUGAUAAUGGCUAUUUGUAACACCCGAUAAUGAUUCGAACUCAUUAGGGAUGAGAAUCGGAAGGCUUUGAGCUGGGUUGGGUGGUUUCCCUUCCUCUCUGCAUCACAUACAAGGGUUGUCUUUUACGCCAUCUGGAAUACGCAUAGUCCUAGGCGUGAGGAAGGUAGGAGAACGAGGUCAGAUGAACCAAGUCCAUAGCUUAGUUCAUAAUUGCACACAAUGAUUUCACCGCGGUUUGCGGAAGAAGCUUUUAUCAUGAACUUUCCUCUCUAAUAAUGACUAUAGCCAUGCCAUGUU
Molecule: messenger RNA, 1594 nt
Organism: Hypoxylon fragiforme
Lineage: Eukaryota; Fungi; Ascomycota; Sordariomycetes; Xylariales; Hypoxylaceae
Product: UV excision repair protein Rad23
Exons: 7
Coding region: 1-1176 (391 amino acids)
Biological process (GO): nucleotide-excision repair; proteasome-mediated ubiquitin-dependent protein catabolic process
Cellular component (GO): nucleoplasm; cytosol
Molecular function (GO): polyubiquitin modification-dependent protein binding; proteasome binding; ubiquitin binding
Source: RefSeq, a predicted model, not a curated record